GUAGGUAGUACUCGGUCCCUACUGUGUACCUGCCCAUCACUAACUCGACAAGGCCGUAUAUUGCCUGUCGUGUCACAUCACCGGUGUCACAUUCAGGCCUAGCCUGCAAGGGGAAUCACCCAAUCGAGACAUCCACUCCCCCGGCAGGCACAACAGGGGUCUUAUGUAUUCCUGCAGGUGUAUGCCAUCCUGCUCUUCCCAGCUCUCUCAUCCUCUCCAUAUCGUGCCGUUGUAAGGCAACACUGCUCACGUCGACUCUCACAAUGGAUGCGCCCAUGGACGGCGGGCCGAUGAGCCCUCGCGGCACCAUGCAGAACACAGUCGCACGGGGACUCCUGCCGGACGAUAAACACGAGGGGGGAGGACACGGUCUUCACGAGGAGGAGGGAUUCGGCCUCGGCGACACUUUGGGAUACAAGCCGGAGCUGCGUCGCAACCGCUCAGUGACCACUCUGCUUUUUCAGACGCUGGCCAUUGCGGCGAUCCCCUUCGGAGAGGGAGGCCCUCUGCUCAGUGCCAUCUAUGGCGGCGGCCCACUGUCCAUUUUCGUUGGUUGGGUCGUCGUGUGCAUUUUGUGUGAGUGUAUUGCGCUCUCGCUGGCAGAGCUCGUGUCGCGAUAUCCCACCUCGGCCGGUCCCUACUACUGGUCUUACCAGAUCGCAAGCAGCUCCAAGCCGGCCGUGUCCUUCGUCACCGGUUGGGUCUGGUUGAUCGGCAACUGGACCAUCACCCUGUCGGUCAACUUCGGCUUCGCGUCGAUGGUCUCGGCCUCGAUCUCGAUGUUUCACCCGGGAUGGACAAUCUCCAGCUGGCAGCUUCUGCUCAUCUUCUACGCCAUCUGUCUGGGAACGCUCCUCAUCUGCACAUUCGGUAACCGAUACCUACCGCAGGUAGACAUGGUCUGCGCCACCUGGACGGCCCUGACCAUCCUCGUUAUCUUGAUUGCGCUCUCCGUCAAGGCCGGUGCAGGCAGGCACAGCGCUGCCUACGCCUUGGGGCACUUCGAUUCCAGCUUCUCGGGCUGGUCCGGCUUCACCUUCUUCAUCGGACUUCUCCCCGCCGCGUACACCUUCUCUGCCAUCGGCAUGAUCUCCUCCAUGGCCGAAGAAUGCACCAGGCCGGCCGUAAAGGUGCCCCGGGCGAUCAGCCUCUGCGUGCCUGUAGGCGGCACCGCCGGGCUGUUCUUCAUCCUCCCCAUCUGCUUCACCCUGCCUCCGAUGGAAGAUAUUCUCAGUGCGCCCGCCGGUCAGGCUCUCCCAUACAUCUUUCAUGUCGUAAUGGACAGUCCCGGUGGCGGUCUUGCCCUCACCAUCCUCGUCCUGAUGGUCACUCUCUUCGCCAGCAUCAGCAUCACUGUCGCCGCCUCCCGAGCGACCUGGGCUUUCGCUCGCGACGACGCCAUCCCUCUCUCGCGGCUUUGGUCGCGCGUGAACCCGCAUCUUGGCGUUCCUGUCUGGUCGCUCGUCUUUGGGACCGUCGUGCAAAUGCUUCUAGGGCUCAUCAACCUCGGCAGCACCAGUGCCUUCACGGCCUUUGUCUCCGUCGGCGUCAUUGCUCUGGCUGCCGCAUACGCUAUCCCCAUCGCACUGAGCCUCCUGAAUGGUCGGCGUGAAGUUUCCCGUGCGCAAUGGACCUGCGGGCCGAUCCUCGGUUCGAUCGUCAACGUCAUCUCUCUAUCUUGGAUCUCCUUCGAGCUCGUCCUCUUCAGCAUGCCCACCUCGCUGCCGGUCAGUCGAGCCUCUAUGAAUUAUGCCUCCGUGGUCUUUGUAGGACUCAUGGCUUUCUCGGCAUUUUGGUAUGCCGUGUAUGCGCGGAAAGCUUUCAAGGGCCCACCACAAAUCGAAUUUGGCUAGAUUCCUCGUUCUAGGUCGUAAUGAGACCAUGAGCGAUACAAGGUAAAUGCACCUACCCUGGAUGGUUUCGGCCUUAUGCAUCAGGUUUAUACAUAGACAUAAACGCCACCGAGAAGCUAUUCCAAUGAAUCUUCCAACUCAUCUCGUAUUCAUCCCUCCGGAAUACUACGUAUCCUCCUGUCACAUAAUAUGCAGGAAAGCGACAUUUCGGAUAACAUAAUGACGACGUAACUUGUAC
Molecule: messenger RNA, 2091 nt
Organism: Aspergillus heteromorphus CBS 117.55
Lineage: Eukaryota; Fungi; Ascomycota; Eurotiomycetes; Eurotiales; Aspergillaceae
Product: putative amino acid permease
Exons: 2
Coding region: 264-1853 (529 amino acids)
Biological process (GO): transmembrane transport
Cellular component (GO): membrane
Molecular function (GO): transmembrane transporter activity
Source: RefSeq, a predicted model, not a curated record